Molecule: messenger RNA, 369 nt
Organism: Angiostrongylus costaricensis
Lineage: Eukaryota; Metazoa; Nematoda; Chromadorea; Rhabditida; Metastrongylidae
Source: the annotation of a GenBank genome assembly
GAGUGUGCUCGAUUGGCUAUUGAAGAUAUGGGCCAUUAUUUGUCGUCAAAAGAAGGGGAAGUGGCUAUACUGGACGCGACGAAUACCACCAGAGAUAGGCGUCGGUUGAUUGUCGACUAUUGCAGGAAUCCUAUGUUCUACCCACCGUUUAGGGUUUUCUUCAUAGAAAGUGUUUGCGAAGAUGAACACAUCGUCAACACGAAUAUCACCGAGGUGAAAAUCAACUCACCCGACUACAAGGAUAUUAUGUCACAUGAAGAGGCUACAGCGGACUUUCUGAGAAGGAUCGAAAACUACAAGCUGCAGUACGAGCCGUUAGAUGAACACUUGGACAGUGAUCUCUCUUUUAUAAAGGUAAUCUCAUGCUAG